This is a messenger RNA of Coccinella septempunctata (seven-spotted ladybird), 2495 nucleotides long. RefSeq names its product SCAN domain-containing protein 3-like. The record is from RefSeq and is a predicted model, not a curated record. Bases 285 to 2051 code for a protein of 588 amino acids. NCBI's taxonomy places the organism in Eukaryota, Metazoa, Arthropoda, Insecta, Coleoptera, Coccinellidae. The transcript has 2 exons.
UUACUUGUAAAUCUUUCAUAUUCCAUAUUCAGUACAACGUGUCGAGACUUGAAAAGGGCCGCCUCUGCCGUCUGCAGCGCUUGGUUGGAAAUGCAAAUACGAAAUACGACUUGUGGUGUGCAAGCUUUCAAUCUUGCACGGACUUGUUGGAUUCUUCACUAAUAUAAAUACGAAUGCCAAGAAUCAACGUUACUCAUUUGUUUCCGGAAUUUCGAACAGAAAAGUUAAGUGAAUCGAUUUUAGUGUUUGCCAGUGUCGGAAAAAGUACGUAACUGAUACGCAACAUGGCUGAAUCUAAGAAAAAAUGUCGACAGUACAGUGUUGAUUAUUUAAAAUUUGGUUUUCUUCCAUCAAAGGCAGAUAAGCGAUUGCCCAUAUGCCUUUUAUGCAACAAACUUUUGAGCAAUGACUCUAUGAAACCAUCGAAGCUCGAAGAUCAUCUAAGAAGGUGUCAUCCCGAUAAAGUAGGUAAAGAUUUGAAAUAUUUUCAAACAUUGAAGGAAAAAUAUGAAAAGAGACCCACUGUGCAAAGCAUGUUCGCUUCAACGUCUGAAAGUAACGAGGAUGGCUUGCGGGCAUCUUACAAUAUUUCAUUGCUUAUAGCGAAAUCUGGAAAACCGCACACCAUUGGAGAACAAUUAAUUUUACCCGCUGUUGAAGAGGUUUUGAAAACUGUUCUGCACAAAUCUCCAUUUGACAUACUCAAAAGAAUUCCUUUGAGUAACAACACUGUACAAAGACGUAUUGAUGAAAUGAGCUCUGAUAUUGAAAGUUUCUUGUGUAAUUAUCUGCAAACAACUCAUUUUUCUAUACAAUUGGACGAGUCAACUCUACCUGGUAAUGAAGCAUUACUAUUGGCUUAUGUUCGAUUUGUUAUGGACGAAGAAAUGCAUGAAGAGCUACUCUUCGCGAAAACAUUGGACACGGACACUAAAGGUGAAUCAAUAUUCAAUAUCCUGAGUGAUUUUUUCAGGGAAAAAUCGAUACCAUUCACAAACGUUAUUUCGGUGGCAACAGAUGGAGCUCCUGCCAUGGUCGGGCGAUAUCGUGGGUUUAUAAGCCAUCUUAAAAGAAUUGUACCAGAGGUAAUUGCAAUUCACUGUGUCAUCCACCGACAACACCUCGUAGCAAAAAAUUUGUGUGGCAGAUUGCACCAAUCGCUUCAAUUUGUGAUUAAUGCAGUUAACAAAAUAAGAAGCAAUGCAUUGAAUACGCGUUUAUUUGCGCAAUUGUGCGAUGAAAAUGAUGAAGAUUUUCGACGAUUGCUCUUACAUACUGAAGUACGCUGGUUAUCGAAAGGUGCAUGUUUAACAAGAUUUUACUCACUUUUUGAAUCUGUUCUACAGUUUUUGGAUAGUAGAGAUUCAGAUUUGAAAAAAAACCUGAUCAAUUCGAAAGCAGACAUCGCGUAUUUGACAGAUUUGUUCAAAAAAUUCAAUGACCUCAACUUACAAUUACAAGGGGAUAGCCUCAAUUUAAUAAAAACAAAGGGUGCAGUCUCAGCUUUUCUUGGAAAAUUGAAAUUUAUGAAGCAAAAUAUUAGUCGGCGAGAAUUUUCUCAGUUCUCAAACCUGUCACAGGUAGAAUGCCUUGAUGAGGAUAUUCAGACAUACGUUCAACAUUUAAUUGCCCUGCAUGAUGACUUUAAAAUCAGAUUUGAAGAUAUCUUGACAAUGGAAAUACCACCAUGGAUCAUAAAUCCAUUUGAUGAAACGGAAGUGGGGAUUGUGAUAUUACAAGAGGAGCUACUUGAACUUAGCACUAAUGAGGAACUGAAGGUUAAAUUUAAAAGAGGAUAUCAAGCAUUUUGGCUGCAGUCAGAAAUACCCGAAAAAUAUCCUGGACUGUGGGGAAUUGCGAGAAAGCUUCUGAUAGCCUUUCCCUCGUCAUAUCUUGUCGAAAAAAGCUUCAGUGUCGUCACAAAUCUUUUAACAAAAAAACGGAGCAGAUUAAAUAUCACAGAACGAGGAGAUUUGCGGUUAUUCCUAACAAAACUGAAGCCAAAUAUUGAUAAUUUGCUGUCAAUCCAUCAAGUACAUCCCUCCCAUUAAAAUUAUGAGUUUUUUGUCAUUAUAGUUAUAUUACGUUAUUAAUGUUUGAUUUUAUUUAUAUUGUUAUCAUAUUACAUUAUAAUAUUAUUUGUAAUAAUUACAUAUUUGAAUAUUAAAGCAAAUAUACUAUUUUUUUUAUCCCUACCAUCUGCGAAUGGGGAGUUUUCUGAAUAAAAUAAAAGAAAAUUGAUUGAUUUCUUGUGCUGCCAGUGGAUGACGAAAAAGAAAAGUUGGAUGGAAUCACUUCUUUGAUUGGCCAACUUUUCUUUUCUUACAACCAUUCACAUCACAAUAAAUCAAUUAAUUAACCAAUUAUUCUCAAAUUUUUUUCGAAAUUCGUGAUUGGAACGCAGCUUCAACGCAAAUUUUUUUUGUUUGAUUUAAUCUUCACAUUUUUUGUUUUGAAUUUUGGGAAUAUGGUAGAAAUGUACGCAGGGGGUCCAC